CUGCCAUCACCAACGUUGAUCCUGCAACAACCCUCCUGGCCUCCCGCCUCACGACACGCCCACCCGCGCCCAGCCCUCGAAUUGACGAGGGCAUUCCCUCCAGCUGAGUGCGAAGAGAUUAAGCACCCGAUAAUCCAGCGCGACGCGCGUCCGCACGCCUCGCGGCCUCGACGACCCUCGACCGAUCUCGUGCACUGCCGCCCGGAUUGAAGGGACAGCGAGCCGUCUCGUCAAUCACAGAGCCGCGCGCACGACGGGCUGUGCCCUCCUCCCCGAUAAACACCAUCAAGAAAGCGCAGCAGACGGGAGGGACGUAUCCUCCCCCUCCACCACCCUCACAAUGGCGGCAAGGAAAUUGCAACAAGAAGUAGACAAGUGCUUCAAGAAGGUGGCCGAGGGUGUCGCCGAGUUUGAAGCCAUCUACGAGAAGAUCGAGCAGUCAAAUAAUCCUGCUCAAAAGGAGAAGCUCGAAGACAACCUAAAGCGUGAGAUCAAGAAGCUGCAACGGCUGCGGGACCAGAUCAAGACAUGGGCUGCCAGCAACGACAUCAAGGACAAGGCUCCCUUGCUGGAACAUCGGAAGCUGAUAGAGACGCAAAUGGAGAAGUUCAAGGCCGUAGAAAAGGCCAUGAAGACCAAGGCCUACUCCAAAGAAGGCUUAUCGGCGGCGGCGAAGCUCGACCCCAAGGAGCAGGCCAAGGUGGAGGCGGGCGAGUUCCUCAGCAACAUGGUCGACGAGCUGGAACAGCAAAUCGAGUCUCUGGAAGCCGAGAGUGAGACGAUACAAGCGACCAUGAAGAAGGGCAAGAACCAAGGGGCCAAGGCCGACCGGAUGGCUGAGAUCGAUCGGAUCAUCGAACAACACAAGUGGCAUCAAGGGAAGCUGGAGCUGAUCCGGCGGUCGCUCGAGAACGGAGGAGUCGAGACGGAUCAGGUCAACGACCUCGAGGAGAACAUCCGGUACUACGUCACGGACGGCAUGAACGAGGAGUACAUGGAGGACGAGGCCAUGUACGACGACCUCAACCUGGACGAGGACGAGGGCACGUUUGGCAUGACUCAGGACAACGAGAAGAGCUCCUCGCAAGAUACGCAAUCGGUGCAGGACGAGCCCCCGGCGCCCGAGCCCGAACAACCACCGGCAGCGGCAGCAGGAGCCGCAGCGGCGACGACGGCAGCGGCACCCAAGCCCAUAUCAAGGAAAGCGCAGAAGGAUCCCGAGAUGGCUGGUGGCAGGAAAGCUUCCGUCCAGUCCAAGUCGCCAUUGCCCGCACUGGCCACGUUACACACCCCGCUGCUGUCGACCAUGAGCAACGGGAGUACAAGCGGGCCGGCCAUGAAGCCUGCGUCUCUUCCGACGCGACCAGCCGGCGAGGGUCUCAAGUACGCAUCGGCAGCCGCGGCUGCAGCAGCGAGCGACAAGAAUGUUGGCAUCGCCCCGUUACCCCCGCCGCCAGGAUCAGCACCCGUAAGCAUAUCACCGCUUCCGUCGCAGGCCAAGACGAGCGCGACCAGCUCGCCCGCGAGCACUUCAGUCCAGCCCGUCCCGCCACAACAACCCGAGCCAAAGCAGGCGCCCAUGGCCGGCCCUCCUCCCGCGGAGGCAGAGCCGACCAGCUCGCGCGCGUCCAGAAAGGCCAAGGCCGCCGGCAAGCAGCCCGCCGGCGCCGAGCGGUCAGGGACGCCGAGUACGUCCCAAACAAACGGCGCCACCAACGGCGUCAAGAGGACCGCCGAGACUGCGGACGAGGAGUGCAUCUACCAUCUGCCGGCUGCGCUCCAGGACCUGGUCGACACGUACGACGCGUCUCGAAAGCGGCCGGUCGUCUCCUCGUCCCCAGCCACGGUCCGGCUCAUGUCGGCCAGCCAGAUGACCAGCCCCGACAGCAUCGACGCGGAGGUCCCGCGAACUUAUCGGCCGGACGUGCCCGUGCCGCCGACAGGCUCUGGAUUCCCCAGAGAGCCACUGCCCAUCUUCGACGACCCGCGGCUCUACUCCCGCAUAGACCCCGACACGCUCUUCUACGUCUUCUACUACAAACAGGGAACAGCACAACAAUACUUGGCUGCCAAGGCGCUCAAGGACCAAAGCUGGCGGUUUCACAAGCAGUACCAGACGUGGUUCCAGCGCCACGAAGAGCCCAAGAACAUUACCGAGGAAUUUGAGCAGGGCACCUACCGGUUCUUCGACUACGAGAGCACAUGGAUGAACCGACGCAAGGCAGACUUCAAGUUUGCAUACAAAUUCCUUGAGGACGACAUUUGAAUAAGUGCGCGAUGCAGCUGGUACGACACGGGGGGGAUGCAACACAGGUUACCCCCCUCCCCCUCAGGAGGCGUACGGAUCCCACCCCUUCCCUGUUUUGAGUCCAAUCUUCCCUUGCCAUGCUACGGUGUUUAGAGACGGGAGAUCGCUUGUGCGGCCCCUGUCCGGGUUUCGGGAUAUGGUAGUGUUCGAGUAAAUUGACCGUGAUCCUUUCAGCAAGGGAUGUUUGCUGGGCGUUGCGC
Messenger RNA from Purpureocillium takamizusanense, 2508 nucleotides. RefSeq names its product general negative regulator of transcription subunit 5 (gene NOT5). The transcript is spliced from 4 exons. The coding region runs from base 341 to 2266 and encodes 641 amino acids. Gene Ontology annotation, biological process: regulation of DNA-templated transcription; nuclear-transcribed mRNA poly(A) tail shortening. The record is from RefSeq and is a predicted model, not a curated record. Lineage: Eukaryota; Fungi; Ascomycota; Sordariomycetes; Hypocreales; Ophiocordycipitaceae. Gene Ontology annotation, cellular component: P-body; nucleus; CCR4-NOT core complex.